CUCGGACGGCGAUCCGUCAAGCGCUUACCGUCCGCGUCUUGUCUUCCUCCCCUUCACCCGUCUCGGGGAGAGGGGAGUGUUGGGCUGGAACAGGGAGUGACCGGCAACUGAAAACCCAAGCCGGUAUCGGGGCGGGGGGGCCGGGCAGAGGGUGUGCCCGGGGCUACCAGAGAGGCGGCCAUGGCCUCGGCUACGCCGGGGGAGAAGCUGAAGCUGGACGCCUCCUGCCUCAUCUGCCUGGACUUCCUGUCGGAUCCGGUCAGCGUCGACUGCGGCCACAGCUUCUGCCGGAGGUGCAUCUCCGACUUCUGCGAGCAAUCGGAAAGCGGCCCCGGCGGCUCCUACCCCUGUCCUCACUGCCGGGCCCCUUUCGGUCCCGGGGGCUUCCGGCCCAACAGGCAGCUGGCCAGCGUGGUGGACGGCAUCAGGCGGCUGGACCUGAGCCCCGGGGCCGAGGGAGGGCGGGCGACCUGCGAGGAGCACGGAGAGCCCCUCGGCCUCUUCUGCCGACGGGACCGACGGCUCCUCUGCCGGCUCUGCCAGAGAUCCCCGGAGCAUCGCGAUCACAGCACGGCCCCGCUGGAGGAGGCGGCCGAGGUCUACAAGAACCAGUUCCGAGCGGCUCUGGCUCGUGUGAGACGGGAGCUGGAGAAGGGCCUGGACUUGGAAGCCAGCGUCGGGAAGAAAACCGUCCUGUGGAAGGACAAGGUGGAGGCCCGUCGCCGGAGGGUCGUGUUGGAGUUUGAGAAGCAGCGCGGCUUCCUGGCUUCCGAGGAGCAGCUGCAGCUGAGGAGGCUGGAGGAGGAGGAGCGGGAAACCCUUCGGCGGCUGAGGGAGAGCCGGGCCCGCCUCGCCCAACGCAACCGCUCCCUGAGGGAUCGGGUCGGCGAGCUGGAGGAGAGGUGUCGGAGCUCGGCCCUGGCUCUGCUCCGGGGCGUGAGGGGAGCCUUCGACGGGAGUGAGGCGACGGCGACGACUCCCCCGGAAGCCAUCUCCACGGACUUGAGGACCACGUGCUCUAUCCCCGGGCUACGAGAAAUGCUCAAUCGAUUCCGAGUGGACGUGACCCUGGACCCGGCCACGGCGCACCCCGCCCUCGUCCUGGGCGACGACCUGAAGAGCGUGAGGGACGGAGACGUGUGGGAGGAGGUGCCGGACACGGCCGACCGAUUCGACACCUGGCCCUGCGUCCUGGGAAGAGAAUGCUUCCGUUCCGGGAGACGCUACUGGGAGGUGGGCAUGGAAAGCCAGACCGAGUGGGGGCUGGGGGUCUGCCGGGAAUCGGCCCUCCGGAAGGGGGAGGCCUCCCAGUCUCCCGAAAAUGGCGUCUGGGCCGUGUGGCUGCUGAAGGGGAACGGAUACAUGGUCCUGUCCUCUUCCUCGGACCCCGUCAUCCAGGAGCGACGGCCCGAGAGGAUGGGCAUCUACCUGGACUACGAAGGCGGCGAGAUCUCCUUCUAUAACGUCACCGCCGGGGCCCACGUCUACACCUUCGCCCAAUCCUUCUCCGGCCCCCUCAGACCUUACUUCUUCGUGUGUGACCCGGCCCCCCUGACCCUUCCCCCGGUGGUUUCCGGGGAGAGCUAGGCCACCCCGGUUGGGGAGGGACUGAGGUCAGCUGGAACCGGAGGCUGGCCGGGCAGCGCCGGCUCCCGAUGCCCGACGG
Ornithorhynchus anatinus (platypus) is the source of this 1666-nucleotide messenger RNA. It is a transcript of the gene TRIM58, whose product is annotated as tripartite motif containing 58. The record is from RefSeq and is a predicted model, not a curated record. Gene Ontology annotation, molecular function: zinc ion binding; protein binding. Bases 181 to 1587 code for a protein of 468 amino acids. The transcript has 6 exons. NCBI's taxonomy places the organism in Eukaryota, Metazoa, Chordata, Mammalia, Monotremata, Ornithorhynchidae.